AUGGAGAAAAAAACAUUCUGCCUUGCAGAGGGACUGCGGUUUUCAUUCAGUGAUGAUAGUGAUGGUUCAAAAGCAAUCUUUCAAAACCCAAUGAUCUCACGUCACGUCGGAGGCGUGGACCUGGCACCAGCCUUUGGACUUUUCGCGUUCCUGUUGAGUUUCGUCCCCGAGGUGGGGGCCAUCGUAGCCCUGAUUCUGCCAGCGCCGGUCAUACUCUUCGAUAGUCGACUGGAAUCUCCUGGGAUGACCCUCUUUGUUGCAACCUUGGCGCAACUUGGGCUGAAGUUUGUCUUCGCCAAUGUAGUCGAGGUGAAACUGGUUGAAGCAGAUCAGCUAAUGAAGAUGCACCCCGUUGUCAUCCUCAUGGCAGUGACCUUCUUCGGGUUCAUUUGGGGUCCCACGGGCAUGUUGCUGGCAGUGCCUUUGGUGGCAUACUUCAAGGCCGGGCUGCUGUCGGUUCCUGCUUGUUACCGAGACCCAGUGUUGGUGCUGUUGGAGGGCGACCGCCUGGCACCUGUGAACUAUUCGCGGAAGAUGCCAGGCCUCACUACUGGCAUCGAGAUGGUGUCACGAGAAGGCUGUGCAGAGGGUGGAGAAGAGGUGUCACAGAGGUAG
Molecule: messenger RNA, 615 nt
Organism: Cladocopium goreaui
Lineage: Eukaryota; Dinophyceae; Suessiales; Symbiodiniaceae
Source: the annotation of a GenBank genome assembly